CUCGACGUGAGUCUAGCUCUUCCCACCCACCCAGAAAGGAAGGUUUAGGCAGCCCGGAUGAACAAUCUGGAUAUCGCACAGUCGUGGUGGAAAAAAUAGUUUUUUUCAUCUCUGUUAUUGAUACUGCACAUUUUGUUGAUAUUGCGCAUUUUGAACAUUUUGAUGAUUAUACUGAACAUUUUGAUGAUGAUAUUGAACAUUCUGUUAAGGAUGAUACUGCACAUUUUGAUUAUCUUGCUCAACUAAUUCAUCUUAAGGUUGUGAAAUGCCAUACCUGA
Cetraspora pellucida is the source of this 278-nucleotide messenger RNA. NCBI's taxonomy places the organism in Eukaryota, Fungi, Glomeromycota, Glomeromycetes, Diversisporales, Gigasporaceae. The record is from the annotation of a GenBank genome assembly.